AUGUCCCCCAGCGAGCGCACCAUCCACGACCUGAACAUCACACUCAACAUCACCCGCCUGCGCUCCGAGCUCUCCGCCCUCCACAGCACCCUCUCCCGCUACCGGUGCUGGCUGCACACCAUCCCCGCGCACAAGUCCUACGCACCGGCCUACUACGCCUAUCUGUGCCGCAGCUACCCCAGCGAGUGCGCCGAGCCCGACUACGAGAAGGACGCGGCCGAGAAAGCGCUCGCCCGUGUUGCAGAGAUGGAGGUCGAGAUUGUAAGGCUGGGGGCCCUGCUGGGACGGUAUGAGGCGGUGCUGGAGGAGUCGAAGAGGGCUGUGGAGGAGGAGGAGAGGGCGCUGAUGGAGGGGUUGAAGGCGUAUCGGGCGGCAUUGGAGCCGUUGAUUAGGAAUGGGAUGGAGAAGCAGGUGGUGGGGACGGAGAAGCAGGUGGUCGGGGUGGAGAAGAAGGUGUUGAAGAUGGAACAGGGCCCCCCGGACACGGAGCCGGAGGAGGUGAAGGCUGAGGGAGGGGAGGGGCAGGUUGACGGGGAGUACGAAGCCGACGACGAAGGCCCGUUCCCGGGCUCAGGGGGCUGGGCUGGUUUUCUGGCUCUCCCUAUCUGGUGA
Morchella importuna is the source of this 612-nucleotide messenger RNA. RefSeq lists its product as uncharacterized. The coding region runs from base 1 to 612 and encodes 203 amino acids. The record is from RefSeq and is a predicted model, not a curated record. Lineage: Eukaryota; Fungi; Ascomycota; Pezizomycetes; Pezizales; Morchellaceae. The transcript has a single exon.